CGUCACUUUGACCAUCUGACGAUCUUUGAUCUCACUCUAUGCUACCUAUGACGCCAAAGAACGGGGUCUCCAACACUUCCCCGCUGAACGGCGCUCACUCGACAGCCAAUAACAGCGAUACAGAAGAGGAGGAAGGGGCUUAUAGAGAAGACCCCAGUUCUCCGCUUCCUCCAACAACUCCUUCGACACCUGCCACGGGCCGGCCCCGAAGGAAACGCUCCAGGGGAAGACGGAGACGAAAAAUGGCUCUGUCCGCUCCGCUUUGUCAAGACACUGAGAGAACCGACUUGAAUACCAUACACGCAGAGACUUGCGAUACCUUGAAAUCCGGAACGAGUACAUCCCUAGCAGCCGCUUUCCUUGCUACCCUUCAAGCCAAACCUGAUGAUGAUGAAUAUAACCUUGCCCCUGUAAAUGUACCCCCACAAUCGCACGAAUUUCAAGACGAUAAACGGAGCACAGCCCAAAAUGAGCCUCACACCGAAGAUUAUGAAGAUAGUGACGAGAACUAUAUAUGGAAGGAGGAACAUGUACCUGAUUGGUUGGCCAAGUAUUGGUAUCAACGGUAUAGUCUCUUCUCGAAAUUUGAUGAAGGUACCAUGUUGGAUGAAGAAAGCUGGUUCUCCCUGACGCCCGAGAAAAUGGCAGAGUAUCAUGCGAAGCGAUUGUCUUGCGACACCGUUGUUGAUGGGUUUUGUGGGGCUGGCGGAAACUCAAUACAGUUUGCUAAAACCUGCAAAAAAGUGAUAGCAGUUGACAUUGAUCCUAUCAAGCUCCGCUGUGCACGGAAUAAUGCCAGAAUUUACGGUGUUGAAGAUAAGAUUCAGUUUAUUUUAGGUGACUUUUUGAAAGUUGCAGAAACCCUCCAGGCCGACGCUGUGUUUGUAUCACCACCAUGGGGCGGUCCAGAGUAUUUGAGUUCAGACGUAUAUGACAUACCCACGAUGCUGCCGAUUGACGGAACACAGCUGCUACAAGCUGCAAGAAAGAUAUCGGACAACAUAUGCUUAUAUAUGCCUCGAAAUGUAAAUCAGCAGCAGUUGAUCGAGUACGCUGGCGACGCCGUCUGCGAGUUAGAACAGGAGUUUCUAAACGGAAGACCGAAAGCCCUUGUUGCCUAUUAUGGGCAAUUGGUAGGAAAAGGAGAUGGAGAAGAAAUACAGAUACAUGAGCAGCCUUGACGACGUGCACACAUGUAUAUAUAUUGUUUCAAGAAAUCGCUCGUAUUCAAGCUAUUCCGU
Spizellomyces punctatus DAOM BR117 is the source of this 1241-nucleotide messenger RNA. Its product is annotated as RNA methyltransferase. Gene Ontology annotation, biological process: 7-methylguanosine RNA capping; 7-methylguanosine cap hypermethylation. Gene Ontology annotation, cellular component: nucleus. Lineage: Eukaryota; Fungi; Chytridiomycota; Chytridiomycetes; Spizellomycetales; Spizellomycetaceae. The transcript has 8 exons. The record is from RefSeq and is a predicted model, not a curated record. Gene Ontology annotation, molecular function: RNA cap trimethylguanosine synthase activity. Bases 39 to 1181 code for a protein of 380 amino acids.